AAGUUUUGUAAAAUAAGUUUGAUAAAUUUCAUUACGAAAAUUUAAUUUGAUUUUAUUAUUGUAAUAUUUUCAUGAGUGACAAUCACUAUGAAAUAUGAAACAUAAACAUUCGUGGUAAUCGAUACUCAUGUGAAUUCUAAAAUUCGUAUUCACUUGUUACGUAUUUUCAUAUCAUAUCAUAUCAUCGUUGCGUAUUAAUAUGGACAAGCAAAAAACAAACCAUAUUCUCUAUUUUUAUACGCAAGAAUGAUUCACAAUAAUGAUACUAGAAUAACGAUACUAGAAUAUGCAACAAGUAGAAACGUAUUUUAAUGUGUAAAUUAUCGUGAUAUUUACCUCGAACUAAUAAUCUAUGAUUACUGAUGAUCACUAUUUUAAAAUAUAUAGAAUUUAUAUUACAGACUUUCAAUAAUUUUAUAUAAAUAAAAGUGUGUGCGCGUGCGUGUGUGUGCAUGUGGAUGUCAACAAAUGAAAAUAAAAAUGUUUCGAGAACAGGGGAAAUGAAUUGGUUUUUAGUGCUAUACUACAUUCAUCUUCACCUUUUUGGUGUUUAUGGAUUUUGGUUAUUACUUUUCGAAGCAAAAUGGAUGACAGUGCUAUUUGCCAUUUUUGUCAUAUCGAUUGCUUGUUUUGGAGUAACUGUAGGCGCUCAUAGAUAUUAUGCACAUAGAACAUUCGAAGCAUUAAUACCUCUUAGAUAUUUUUUCCUUAUAGCUCAGACUAUUGCUGGUGUUGGUCCUUUGUAUGACUGGGUUCGUUAUCAUAGGAUACAUCAUAAAUAUUAUGAUACUGAUAAAGAUCCGUAUUCUACUAAUAAAGGAUUUUGGUACAGUUAUUUUAUCAGCUACAUUAUGAAUUUAAAUUUGAAGGAAGAGGAAUUGAAAAAAAUAGUAGACAUGCGAGACAUCGAAAAUGAUUCUUCCGUUUUGAUUCAGAGAUCAUUAUAUUGGAGUUUGGUCAUACCGGUAACAUUACUAAUUCUUAUUUUCGUGCCUAUGGAAUAUUGGAACGAAAGCGCCCAAAACUCUAUCUUUAUUAUGGGAUUUUUGCGAUUGCUUAUAACUUCUAGCGUAUCUAAGAUGGUUAACAGCGCCAUCUUGAUAUGGGGUCUUAAACGAGGAGACAAAUUUCCAGUCGAUGAUAAUUCGAUCUUUUACAUUACCAAAUCUUAUUGGCUAAAUUAUCAUUAUCUUCUUCCUUGGGAUUGGAAAAGUUCGGAAUUUGGCAAAUACGAUAAAGGAUGCGGUACUAUAAUGAUUAAAAUUUUGCGUAAUUUUGGUUUGGUGAGUCUACUUAAAACCUCAUCGACGGAAGAUGUUAGAAACAUUAUUCACAAAUUUGGAAGUAAAAGCAUUACAUUGACAGAGGCGAUAACUGAAUUACAAAAGCGAAGCGAAGAGAAAGCUAAACGAGAAAACCUACGCUUUAUACAUUAAUA
Messenger RNA from Vespa mandarinia (Asian giant hornet), 1438 nucleotides. RefSeq names its product acyl-CoA Delta-12 desaturase-like. Gene Ontology annotation, cellular component: endoplasmic reticulum membrane. Gene Ontology annotation, molecular function: iron ion binding; stearoyl-CoA 9-desaturase activity. NCBI's taxonomy places the organism in Eukaryota, Metazoa, Arthropoda, Insecta, Hymenoptera, Vespidae. The record is from RefSeq and is a predicted model, not a curated record. Gene Ontology annotation, biological process: unsaturated fatty acid biosynthetic process.